AUACACGAGAGCCUAUGAAUGAGAUCACGAAAGAGACACCUGGUUCUCCAAUAGCUCAACAGAAUAUUGAGACUCCAGUCCUUACUCCAAUUCAGACGCAGCAGGAGACUCACGAGCUUAUGAAUGAGAUCAUUUCACCAAACAUUUCCGACACACAGCCAAAUACCCGAGCUCGCAGAAAUCUUUUAACAGAGCAAAAUAAGGAUGUAGAAAGCAGAGUUCAAAAUCCCUUUGAGAUCGGAGCAAAUGUGGAGAUUUCAUCACAAGAUGACAAUACUUGUCAUAAAUGGUAUCCAGGAAAUGUGUUGGCAACAUAUUUGGUUGAUGGGGUUGAGAUGGUGAAAGUUGAGUACUCCGUCCCGUCUCUGGACGAAAAGAAGAGGAAAAGGAGUGUUGAGACACGUGUAUCAAUUGACAGAAUACGUCCUCAACCACCACCUGAGAGAUCUGGAGCGAAGAAAAGUUAUGAGCUAAUGCAGGACGUGGAGGCGUUCGACAAUGGUGCCUGGUGCGCUGGAAAAGUUAAAGUCAUUUUGUUUGAUGGCUCGUGUUUUGUCUCUUUGAACAAUUCUAAAGAACAAAUUUACUUCCACCAUUCUGAGAUGCGAAAACCAAGAAAAUGGGUAGAUGGUGUUUGGGAGAUGACAAAAAGGUAA
Molecule: messenger RNA, 656 nt
Organism: Brassica napus (rape)
Lineage: Eukaryota; Viridiplantae; Streptophyta; Magnoliopsida; Brassicales; Brassicaceae
Product: protein AGENET DOMAIN (AGD)-CONTAINING P1-like
Exons: 3
Coding region: 15-656 (213 amino acids)
Source: RefSeq, a predicted model, not a curated record